Penicillium daleae is the source of this 264-nucleotide messenger RNA. RefSeq lists its product as uncharacterized. The record is from RefSeq and is a predicted model, not a curated record. Lineage: Eukaryota; Fungi; Ascomycota; Eurotiomycetes; Eurotiales; Aspergillaceae. The transcript is spliced from 2 exons. The coding region runs from base 1 to 264 and encodes 87 amino acids.
AUGCCGAGUUCAGAAUUCAAUUCUCUGAUUCAUGCAAUUGGGUUCCGUUUCUUGGUCACGCACGGAUAUCGUGGAUCUCCGAUCGUCGAUCUUUGGUCGUCUAUGAUCGACUAUGAUUUGUCCCUACAGCGUCUUCAUUCAUCGAACAGACCAGGCGAGGAGGACAGCGGGGAAGAAGCAGAGUCCGAGACUCCCAACCCGGGCACACUCGCUGGCGAUGGGACGGAUGGGCUCUGUCAAACCAAUUUUAUGGGAAACGAGUAA